Molecule: messenger RNA, 4196 nt
Organism: Eleginops maclovinus (Patagonian blennie)
Lineage: Eukaryota; Metazoa; Chordata; Actinopteri; Perciformes; Eleginopidae
Product: endothelin receptor type B-like
Exons: 8
Coding region: 522-1856 (444 amino acids)
Biological process (GO): developmental pigmentation; enteric nervous system development; vasoconstriction
Cellular component (GO): plasma membrane
Molecular function (GO): endothelin receptor activity
Source: RefSeq, a predicted model, not a curated record
UUUUACUGCCUCAAUUUCCACAACACGGUUUUAUGAACCGACUCUUUAGAGAAGCUGAGUUCAAUCACAGCGGGUGUGUGUCACAGUUUAUGGGAUGUUCCACUGUGACAGAGGAGGGGAGGCGGGGGAGAGAGAUGGAGUAAAACUGAGCUGCAUCAGUCUGACUGCAUUAGUUCAGUCUGGACUACAGAGAGCUCUUCUUCUGCUCUCGUCUGGAUUUAAUUCAACAGAAGAAGUCGGACAAACAAGAAGAUUUCUUCUAAACCUGAAAUCAUCAAAUGUAUUCGUAAACAUGGCGUUCGCUGCUUAGGGUCCGAACCACCAGAUACCUCUGGAGCCUCUAACUCUGCUGGGAAGUUGUUAAAGGAUAUGUACGUUGCACACGGCUGAUUCGUCCAUAGCAGCCGGGUCCAAUCUGGGUCCUUUUUUUAAAGCUAAAAAAAAGUUCUUAAAGUUCUGUAAACUCUUUAAAGUUCGCCCUAGAUUCACACUGGGUUCAGGAACUGGCAGCAGGUUCAGGGAUGUUUUCUGCAGUUGUAAAGAUGGAUUCAGAAAAGGGUUCUGGAAACAAAGCCGCUUCCCGAUGUCCCUCCAUACCCGGUGUGUUUUUCUUGCUACUUCUCACCUGGUGUUUGACAUUCAUCCCCCCCGUUGGAUCCCAAAGAACCGUCUCAUCAGAACUUUCAGACCGCCGUGUUACCGACCCGCCUCAUAGAGAUCCAAAUCUGCUCCAGGAAACCGCCAUCAAACCCCCGACCCUGCUGGAGAAAGCAAAACCAAAUCACAACAAGCUGAAACACAAGCACGAGAGAAAGCCGCCAUCCAACGCCUCGUUGUCAUCGCGGAGGCGCCCGCCGACGCCCCCCAGCUGCCUGCAGGCCACCUCCAUCAACACCGCCUUCAAGUACAUCAACACGGUGCUGUCCUGCGUGAUCUUUGCCGUGGGGAUCAUCGGGAACGCCACGCUGCUGAGGAUCAUCUACCAGAACAAAAGCAUGAGGACCGGACCCAACGCGCUGAUUGCCAGCCUGGCUCUGGGAGACCUGAUCUACAUCGCCAUCGAUAAACCCAUCAACGUGUACAAGCUGCUGGCGAUGACCUGGCCGUUUGCAGACAGUGUGUUGGGUCUGUUCCUCUGCAAGCUGCUCCCCUUCCUGCAGAAAGCUUCAGUCGGCAUCACCGUGCUCAACCUGUGUGCUCUGAGUGUGGACAGGUACCGCGCCGUGGCCUCCUGGUCUCGGGUGCAGGGGACCAGCGUUCCCACGGUAACGGUGGUUGAGAUCGUGGGCAUCUGGCUGCUGUCGGCGCUGCUCGCCGUGCCCGAGGCCGUCGGCUUCGACAUGGUGACCUUCGAGUACAAGAACGUUACCAUGACGACAUGCAUGCUGCAGCCCAGGACCCCCUUCAUGACCUUCUAUAGAGACGCGAAGGACUGGUGGCUCUUUGGGUUUUACUUCUGCGUUCCUCUGACCUGCUCGGCUGUUUUCUACGGACUGAUGACCUGCGAGAUGCUGCGGCACCAGAAGGGAAGCCUGAGGAUCGCACUGAGUGAACACCUGAAACAGCGUAGAGAAGUUGCUAAAGCUGUUUUCUGUCUGGUUCUGAUCUUCGCUCUCUGCUGGUUCCCUCUCCAUUUGAGCCGCCUGCUGAAGAGAACCGCCUACAAAUCCCAUGAUGCACAGCGCUGCGAACUGCUAAACCUCCUGUUGGUGCUCGACUACUUCAGCAUCAACAUGGCGACCAUCAACUCCUGCAUCAAUCCCAUCAUCCUCUUCUUCGUCUCCAAGAAGUUCAAAAACUGCUUCAAGCACGCUGCCUCUGCACCACGGGACCAGCCUGCAGUACAAACACACUGACCACUGAGAGCCCCUUUCUCCCACUGCACCUGAACUCAGCACCACAUACAUUCUGUAUAAAGGAAUAGCACUAUAUCGAUCCUCUAAUGUUUAGGUUAUACCUUUUGUUGUGUAUUUAUUCAGGUUUUUACAUAUUAUAUUUUUGUUAUAGACUCAUUAUUGUAAUAAUAUAUGGAAAAACGUACGUGAACAUUUAUUUAUUAUAUUUAUAUUUUAAGAUAAAUGUAAUAAAUAAUAUUAAUCAUCACGACUAAAGAUCAUGUGUUAAUAUAUCUAAUGUCUUUUAAUAAAAUUAAUUGGAGCAUUUUGAUUGUAUUUAUACGUUGUUUCACCAAAACUGUAUGAAAGGGAAAACAUGAAAUAAUACAUUUCAAUAUUCCAAAGUUUUUAUUGCACAUCAUUUAACACAUAAUACGUUUAAAAGUAGAAAUAAACUAUUCUAAAAUAUAAACAUCUCAAAAUACAAAUAAAUCAGAAAUAGAGAAAGCUAUAUAUAUUUUCUAAUUCCAGUUUAUUUUUAUUUUGAGAUGAGAAAUAAAAAUAAACCGGAAUUAGAAAAUAUAUAUACUUUCUCUAUUUCGGGUUUAUUGCACAGAGCUUUUGGCAGGUCUUGAGUGUUGUCCAUCACAACUUGUCCCUCAGUGAUGAUCUUCAGCGGGGCUGGACUGUGGUGCAGAGAAGAGGAGGGCACAGCACCUUCAUCUCAACCAGGAGGGUCCCAACGCCAAUGCGGCGGAACGAGUCCUCAUCAGAGUCCUGAAACGAGAGCAACACAGCGCACCAUCAGGACCCGUUUCAUUUAAUAACCAUGAACAAUGUGAAGCAGUGUAUUCCUGAGAGGGUCACACACAUGAGGAAGGUGCGAUUGGUUCUGCUGGAAUAGAGAAACCAAACCGAUCACUCAGAGAGGUCAGAGACUGCUAUCAGUGCUGACCCGGAAAUAAAUGAUACUGACAGAUGUUCUUCAUUCUGUCAAAGCUUGCCUCAGUAUAAGGCUGUCAGGAAUAUGCAGAUGUUUUACUGACAUUUCAGAUGUUUUUCCAGUGAGAUAUUAAUGAAUGUCUUCAAUGACUGAUACUGGUACCGUUCUUCUGUUGCUGCUCUAGAGUCCCUGCAGGUACAGCUGCUAGAGGAGGGCUGCUCUGUCUCAGCCAGCAGCACUUUAGAAGAAUCUGCCACAUUUAAAAAUAAGAGGCAAACUAAGCUACUCAGUGAAGACUAUACGGUCUCGUUUGUAACGAUUUCGCCAAUAUUUAUCGGCCAGAACUAACUGCACGAGUGCUAAGUGGAACAAUCUCAAUCUGUAAUUGUAUACAACUACGCUCUCAGGGUUCACCAGGGAGAGGAACUAACACAUGAUGGUGAAAAUGCAAUACCCCCCAUGGUCCUUUCAGAUGCUCUUUGAGAAGGUAAGAGGUUACAAAGCCUGCUCUGUGGUUACACAAGUUACACAGCUGGAACAUCCGAAAAGGUUUAGCUCAACAACUCAAACACCUCAUGACGUUCUCCUCUGAACAUUCAAAGUUACUGUUGUAAAUGUGACAAAUCACUCAUGUGCAGCCUUAGGAAAACACCCUUUCGAUCGGUUUGGUUACCAUAUGAACAGACGUUAAGUAAUGUUAAGUAAGUUCUCUUGGCUCUAAAGCUUAACUUACUGUGACCAGAUUAUUGAUCUGAUUAUUUUAUGUAUUUCUUAAAUGGAGAAGCGUUUCUAAGUUGGCUCAUCAUCCCAACAUGUUCUCUUGUUAGUCUCCACUCAUAGAAGUAGAAGCAGUGCUCCCUCUAUGAAAGCCCUGCUGGUUAAUAAACAAAUGACACUGAGAGUAAUUUAGAGGAACAAACAAGUAAACUAAGGCAGACACAGCGACAGGAAGCAGAGGGUCAGCUGCUGCUGGUUUCCAGCCUCAACAGGACUCUUUAUUGGAGGCUGUGCAGAGAAUAGAUCAGAUUCAGAUUGGUUCUGCAGGGUUAGUGCUGAUGCCUUUUGGUUCUGGUCCUGUCUCUAGAGUUCAUGAGGUUUAAACAUGAGUCAGCAAUAUUUAAAGGUGGCUUUUUUUAUUGAGCAUAUCCAACAGAUUGAGGAACUUUUCAAUUUCAUAUUUCUGCACACAAAAGGUAAAGGUGUGAAAUCACAGCUGGGGUCUGUUCUUCAAUCUGUGGAGUUAAGUUGUUUUGAAUUGUUGUUUAUUUAUAACUUGUUGUUUUUCAUUUCUGCUGUUUAUUUACCUUUGUUUCACAUUUGUUGUUUUACAUCAAUGUUUAAAUGUUUCUUAUUUCUUACAUGUAUCAUAUUUACAUCCUAACUUCUAAUUUGUUGUUGUUUUUAUUGUAUGUAUUUUU